AUGGCGGCCAUACGCCCCAUGACUCCGAUGGAUUUGCUGAAGUUCAAUCCCUGCAAUCUGGAUCAUCUGACCGAGACUUACAACAUUGGAUUCUACCUCGAAUAUUUCACGAAAUGGCCACAUCUGUGCAAAGUCAUCGAAGGCUCGAAUGGACAGAUCGAAGCGUACAUCCUUGGCAAGGUUGAGUCUUCGCCUUAUCCAGCGCCGGUAGAACCAUAUGACCCAGGCAUGAAGAUAUACCAAAAGAAAUUUCCAAACUAUCUACCAUGGCAUGCGCAUAUCACAUGCUUGACAGUGGCGCCUUCAGCACGGAGACUAGGCUAUGCAACGAAGCUCUCAGAGGCGGUUGAGCGCGUCGGCGACCAAGAGAAUGCUUGGUUUGUGGACCUUUUCGUCAGGGUUGAGAAUGAGGCAGCCAUCAAGCUCUACAAGAAAAUGGGCUAUUCUGUCUAUCGCCGCAUCACUGACUACUACAACGAUGGGAGCGAUGCUUACGACAUGCGCAAGCCCUUGAAGAGAGACAAGGCUCGGAAGACCGUCAGAUCGAAUGGUGAGAACAUCAAGGUGGAUCCAUCCGAAGUCUGGUGA
Molecule: messenger RNA, 588 nt
Organism: Pseudocercospora fijiensis CIRAD86
Lineage: Eukaryota; Fungi; Ascomycota; Dothideomycetes; Mycosphaerellales; Mycosphaerellaceae
Exons: 3
Coding region: 1-588 (195 amino acids)
Biological process (GO): N-terminal peptidyl-methionine acetylation
Cellular component (GO): NatB complex
Molecular function (GO): protein-N-terminal amino-acid acetyltransferase activity
Source: RefSeq, a predicted model, not a curated record